This is a messenger RNA of Drosophila rhopaloa, 1429 nucleotides long. Its product is annotated as glycine-rich cell wall structural protein 1.0. The record is from RefSeq and is a predicted model, not a curated record. NCBI's taxonomy places the organism in Eukaryota, Metazoa, Arthropoda, Insecta, Diptera, Drosophilidae. The transcript has 2 exons. Bases 83 to 1240 code for a protein of 385 amino acids.
GUCGGGAACAGUUCGAGGCACAGGUGUCGUCUUCGAUUCCACUUCUUCUUUUUUUUUGAGUUAAAACAGUGCUAAUUCUGAAAUGAAGGUCUUCAUCUGCCUGUUGGCCACCAUUUGUGCCUGCAAUGCCACCUUCCUGUCCUUUUUGGGUGGCGGUGGAGGAGGAGGAGGCGGAGGCAGCAAGACCACCUAUAACGUGAUAGCCACGCCCACUUCGGGAGGAGGAGGAGGAGGCGGCGGCGGUGGAGGUGGUCAUGGCUAUGCCCAGGGAGGCGGAGGAGGUCAUGGCUAUGCCCAGGGGCAUGGUUAUUCCCAGGGAGGAGGAGGAGGAGGAGGACAUGGACACGGUGGCUCCUCGCAGAUCAUCAAGGUCAUUCUGCAGGAGGGUCAGGGCUACAGCAACGCCGGAGGAUCAGCUGGCGGCAUUGUGUCCUCGGGCGUCCAAAGCUACAGUCAUGGUCAUGGCUAUGCCAGCGGUCAGUCCUAUGGCCAAGAUCACGGCUCCUAUGGCGGCCAGCAGGCCCAGAUCUACAAGAUAAUUGAACAGGCCCCGGCUCCGGCUCCAGCUCCAGCUCCAGCUCCCGUCGCCAUUCCCAUUUCGAUUCCUGCUCCUGCUCCGCCAGCCGCUCCCAUUGCCUAUCAUGCAUCGGGCGGUUCCAGUGGCUACUCCUACGGUCACUCCCAGGGUCACUCGCACUCCUACGGACAGUCAUAUGCCUCGGGACAUGGCUACGGUGGCGCCUCCUCCUUCGAUGCCCAGCAGUUCAAUGCCAUUCUGCCGCAGAUCAUCCAGUUGGUGCUGCAGGAGGAUUCCCUGGGCGGCGGCGGUGGCGGCAUUGGCUUCGGUGGUGGCUCCUCCGAUGUGGCUGCCAUCAAUGGCCAGCUGAUCAACACGUUCGGCUCCAAGGGCAAGGCCAUCAUCAUGAAGGCGGACCAGGCGCAGGGAGACUUCUUCAAGAGCGGUCAUGUGGUGCAGCGGGGCACACUGAAGGUGAUGCGUGUCCAGGAGCAGCAGAACCAGGGCGCUGGUGGCUCCAAGGGAGGCUGGGGCUCGGGAGGGGGCUCCUCUUCCGGUGGCUGGAGUUCCGGCGGUGCCUCUUCCGGUGGUUGGAGCUCCGGAGGUGGAGCUUCUUCCGGUGGAUGGAGUUCCGGAGGAGGAGCUUCUUCCGGUGGCUGGAGUUCCGGCGGUGGAGCCCCUUCCGGUGGAUGGAGUUCCGGUGGCCCACCCUCCGCCUGGUAGAUGCAGUGCAUCCGCUGACCCGCCUAGUUAGUUAGACCAAAUGAAUUGUUUUUUUUCGCUAUCUUCUAUUCUAUCGUUAUGUAUUUUUUUUCCUAGGCUAAUCCUUCACAGUCAUUAUCAAACAUAAAGAUAAUCAAAACAUCCAUCAUUAUUAACUUAAAUUAUUUGUUAAUAAACAAUUUGAAAUAA